Molecule: messenger RNA, 1038 nt
Organism: Peniophora sp. CBMAI 1063
Lineage: Eukaryota; Fungi; Basidiomycota; Agaricomycetes; Russulales; Peniophoraceae
Source: the annotation of a GenBank genome assembly
AUGGAUUUUGCUUUGAGCAUUGGCGCGAAAGACGAUGAGAUUCGUGAUCUCCGGCGCGAAGUCGCCCGACUGAAUCGGGUGAACAAUAACUUGAACGCACGUCUACAGAAUGAAGUCACGGCUUAUGAGGGGACUAUCUCGGACCUUCAGGAGGAUCUACGCUCUGCCCGGCAGGGACGAACCCUGUUAGAAUCGAAUCUUGAAGAUGCUCUGCAUGCCGCGAGUAAGCAUCAGGAGGCGUGUGCGCGUACGGAGGCCGCUCUUGCCCUCGCUCAACAACAGAGGAAGGAUGAGACGGAAGGGAAGGAGGAUGCGGCAAAGGAGGCUCUGAUUGAGGCGAUGGAGGAAGCGGAGAGGCGGUUCAGGAUAGAGCUCGCAGCUGUGCUCGGUCAGAGAGAUGCACAAAAGGAGGUCACUGCCAGAGUUGAGCGACUAUUACAAGACUCCAUUGAUCGAACCAAGGCAGAGGAAGAUGGACGACUACGGGCGGAGAAUGCCCUCACGAGGCUUCAGGCGGAGUACGCAUUUACGAAGGAUGCUCUCUCAAUAUUGCGCAAAGACUUUGCGGCGCAAACCGAUAAGGUCACGCUACCGCAGGCCCAGAUAGCCGAUAAUGCGCAUGGGGCCGGGCUAAUGGCUAGUGGCGAGGUGAAACGUACCGAGGUACUCGCGCCGAUACAUGAAGAAGAACGAUCAACUAUAAUCGCAGACCUCCACAGACUGCGUACAGAGCUCUCGGAAGCUCGAUGUGCUCGUGAAAAAGGCUUGAGGGCGCAAGCACAAGGCGGACGCGAGCGAGCCCAGAUGAUACUCGAGGUGCUCAAGACGCCGGUUCCUAAGCUGGGCCUUCUCAAUGGGACUCUUCUAACGCCGUAUCGGGUAACGGUGGCGGCUGAUGUGAAUCCGGAACGUUUCGUAGCUUAUGAGAGCAUCUGCGUGAUGCCUGAAUAUGAAGGGCGCUCAUUUGAGGAGCUUCGUUGGAACGACUACCAGAUGGGUUGCACGUCCUCUGACGGAGCCUUUCGGCUCAGAGCAUGA